This is a messenger RNA of Aspergillus steynii IBT 23096, 3340 nucleotides long. RefSeq names its product threonine/serine exporter family protein. Gene Ontology annotation, molecular function: transmembrane transporter activity. The transcript has 2 exons. NCBI's taxonomy places the organism in Eukaryota, Fungi, Ascomycota, Eurotiomycetes, Eurotiales, Aspergillaceae. The coding region runs from base 299 to 2896 and encodes 865 amino acids. Gene Ontology annotation, biological process: transmembrane transport. The record is from RefSeq and is a predicted model, not a curated record.
CGCCCUGAUUUGCGCCUUCAUUUUGACUAUGACUCGGUGACGUACCACCAUUCUUUGUAGCGGGACCAUCACCCCUUCCUUCCAGACAUCCAACUGCCUCGUCCAUAGUGGUUUGGUUCCAAAGGCCGUCGCCUAAACAACACAAACUACCUCUACCGAAUAAAAACAACCCAACAGGAAGAACAAAAGAAAAAAAAGAGAGGGUAUCCUCAAGGGAUAAGGGAAAGCCCCUCCCCCUGUUCAGAUUCAUCUCGCUCAGUUUCGUAAAGAAUCCUAGGAGGUACCACAAGAAGGGAAAAUGGCUGGAGGCUAUUUUGAUCUACCAAUAUCAUCGUCCCGGCGCUCGAGCGUUACUGAUGUAUCCGGGCCUCCUUACAACAGAUCAUCUGUAGGGCCGCGUGUCUCACCCGUGGUUACCCCCAAUGAGAGCAUGCAGGAACGGUCGAUGGACCCUAGUCCAUAUCAGGGCAAGCAGAGGAAUGCAGGCAUUCUCAAAAACGCGAAUCGCGUCAAGUUCAGCGUCAGCGAGGAGGGGCUUUCCGCAUGUCUUUCAGGAUCACCGUCAGAAACCUUGUUCGAUGGAAGGGGUUCAUCGCUGCCACAGAGGCCGUUGCCCACUGCUAGCAUUCCUCCGACUGAGAGAGCUCCCACCGACACCCAAUCGUUGCCCUUGGUCGAUAUUAGCUCUAGCUCACCGGUAGGUGCCACGGGAUUGAAGAUCCACUCACGAGCGAGCUCCCCCGGGCUCGUCGGCGACGAUGAGGUCAGUAAUGAGAAGGGGAGAGCCAUUCACUCGGCUCAAGAGAGAGCCCAGAGACUCGCCUCCCUUCUCGGCCGCUCUUCCAAAUCUCCCAAACCAAGUCCUCGAUCCAGUCUGCCGUCAUCGAUCGCGUCAACCCCCACAGAGGCGGCUCUUCCAUUCGAAGAAGAUGGUGAUGAAAUUCCUAUGAUCAGCCUCCCUGAAAAGCAAUACAACUUCUCCGACGACGAUGAAUACGCCCCACUAGACGGAAGAUCCUCAACACGCACCGCCGAAGCCCAUCAACUCGUGCGACAAAUGACUCGCAAAGACCUCAGCUUUAUCACUCGGAUCCGAGCCCCCUCCCCCGGAUUCCGUUCCGGCCAAGCCACUCCCAUGGAGGAGAGGGACCCUGACGCCUACGUCGAACGGCCGACCCACUACCGAGGAGGCAUUCUCUCGUCUCUUCUGAAACUCUACGACCAACCCGCCAACAACCUCCCCCCGCGAGGUCGCUAUGGCUAUGGCCACUCGCGCCAGAGCAGCUCUGGCGACCUUAGCGGACGAGGCUUGUCCCCGGACCCCAGCCAGAAGCCCCGGAAGUGGUAUGAGAAAUCACCAAACCAGUCCAUGACCUCACUGUCGGGAUCCACAGCGAAGAGCUCCCCUAUCUCGAUGCUUAAGCGCUCGCGUAGCAGCGGAGCCGUGCCGGUGGUCCCGAAAAGGAUGGGUAAACCCCAGCUGGAAGACGAGAUCCGCGUCACCGUCCACAUUGCCGAGCUGCUGUCUCGCCAGCGAUACCUCAUCCGACUGUGCCGAGCCUUGAUGAAGUACGGGGCACCCACCCACCGACUGGAGGAGUAUAUGAAGAUGACCGCUCGUGUCCUGGAGAUUGACGGCCAGUUCCUGUACAUACCUGGCUGUAUGAUCAUUUCCUUCGAUGAUGUGUCCACUCACACCACCGAGGUGAAAGUGGUCCGAUCUCCUCAGGGUAUCGACUUGGGAAAGCUCUCCGACGUGCAUGCCGUGUACAAGGAGGUUAUCCAUGACGUGAUUGGCAUCGAAGAGGCCAUCCAGCGGCUGGACGAGAUCAUGAAGAAGAAGAACAAGUACCCGAUUUGGCUUUUGAUCCUGGUGCAUGGAUGUGCCAGCGCAUCUGUUGGUCCGUUUGCAUUCAACGCGCGUCCCAUCGACAUGCCCAUCGCCUUCCUGCUCGGGUGCCUCCUUGGUACCCUGCAACUUGUCUUGUCGCCUCGGUCGGAUCUGUACUCGAACGUGUUCGAGAUCUCUGCCGCGGUUCUAACUUCCUUCUUGGCCCGGGCCUUCGGUAGCAUUCGAUACAAUGGAGACCGCCUCUUCUGUUUUUCGGCAUUGGCCCAAUCGUCGAUCGCUCUCAUACUGCCCGGAUACAUGGUGCUGUGCGCCAGUCUGGAGCUGCAGUCACGCAGCAUCGUUGCCGGGUCUGUGCGCAUGGUCUACGCUAUUAUCUACUCCUUAUUCCUCGGAUUUGGCAUCACAAUAGGCACUGCAGUUUAUGGCCUGUUAGACGGAGAUGCCUCCGCUGAAUACACCUGCCCGGCCAGCCCGAUCACAAACGAAUACCUUCAGCGCUUCCCUUUCGUCAUCUGCUUUACAUUGUGCCUUGCGCUUGUCAACCAGGCGAAAUGGAAGCAAAUCCCUAUGAUGCUGGUCAUCGCAUUUGCUGGCUACGUGACCAACUACUUUGGCGCGAAGCGAUUCUCCUCUAGUACACAGGUCUCCAACGCGCUUGGUGCCUUUGUCAUCGGGAUCCUGGGCAAUCUAUACAGCCGACUCCGACACGGAUUCGCUGCGGCCGCGAUGCUGCCGGCUAUCUUCGUUCUUGUUCCAUCCGGCCUGGCCGCUAGCGGAUCGUUGAUAUCAGGAAUCGCAUCGGCCGAGCAAAUCACCUCUCAAAACUCGCCCUACGCUGUCGUUUCGAACGGGACGCAGGGCUUCAUGGAUGCCGCCAAGAACAUGACACAGAGUCCUCCUUCGCAGGACCAAUUUCACGGUGUCGUCUUCGACAUUGGAUACGGGAUGGUGCAGGUCGCAAUCGGCUUCACCGUCGGGCUCUUCCUCGCCGCCUUGGUUGUUUAUCCUCUUGGAAAGAAACGAAGCGGGCUCUUCAGUUUCUAAUCCCUACACAAAAGCACACUGCUUAAUUCUCCUUGUCUUGUCAUCACACCGUCAUCCUUUCACUCAUUGAUUAUCUUUCCUUCCAUGUUUAUCUCAAUUUGGACUGUUCUUUUCGUUCUUGCCUGUGCGAGGUCUUGUUAUUUCAGCGUGACCAUCAUUCUCUGUCGAAUAUUUGCAUCAUAUAUAGCCCUGAGCCUGUCUUUCUUUGGUAAAUUUCCUUAACUGUUUUUCUUUGUCUCUGAGGAUCAAUUUGUGCUUUUCUAUGGUUCGAUUUUAUCCGGAUUAGCGAGCGACCUAGGCGAUUUGAAUUUUGAUUGGAUCACAAUGGUUGGACAAUGCUGGUUUUUAUUCUGGAGUUUACUCUGGUGUUGGCUGCUAGUUUAGGCGCUUAUUUGUAUUGGUUUAUAUUUGGGUAUAGCAGACAUAGACAAUCUUAUGAGUGAC